CACUGCCGAAAAAAUCUCCAUAUCGUGAACUAAUUUCCUCUUCAUUCGAUUCCAUUUUCUCCGACCUCAUCUUUUGCCUUGAAUGGGUGAGAUAUUUGUUCUUCUUCUCCUUAUCUUCUUCUCCGCACAAUGGACGAAUGGGCGAGACAUUCUCUAAGUUGGGAAUUUCAAUUUCACCAUCGUGAAGGGAAUUUCAAUUUCACCAUCGUGAUAGCGACCAGAUUGUCGGAGAAGAAGGCAACGUAGAGAUCGGUGAAGAAAUUGAAGCAUCCGGGCGACCAGCAGAUCUUGUAGACGGCGAUCCAAGCGUUUGGCGACAAAGGCGUAGUCGUCGAAGGUGAGAUCGAGGGGCUAGAUCCCGGUGUUGAGGACGCCGAUGAUGACGCCGUCGCCGUUGGCGGAGUUGAGGGAGAGAGGGGGCGAGGCCGAGGUUGGAAGGGGUGUGAGUGGUGUGGAGGUGGCGGAUCUGGUCGGGGACAACGGAAAUGAUUUCGGGGGUGCGGAGGAGGCGAGAGGCUUGGUCGGUGGUGAGGGAGGCGGAGAAGCCGCCGGCGGUGUGAGAGUAGAUUUAGAGGAGGGCGGAAGGGUGGGAGAGGAUGCAGACGGGUUUAGGAGUUCGAGACGAGAGGGGAUCGAAGAAGGGAAGGAGACUCGUAGUAGGGAAGAGUGAGAGUUGGAGAGAAGGGCAUCGACCAAUGGCCCUGGAGGGAGAGGAGAGAGGAUGUAAUUUAUUUUUUAUUUAUUUUUAAAUUAAAACAUGACAUGGCAUCCAUGUGGCAAGUGUUGUUGAGUUGUCAAUGAUGUGUCUGGUGAGUUGGCAACCAGAUCAUCGUUCCGUUAAUUUGACUAACAGUGUCACCGAAGCCGUUAAACUAUGUAACGGAAAUGACUAUUAUGGUCAUCAAACUUUCAGAUUUUUGGCUAUUAUUAGUAUUUCCACAAAAGUGGCUAUUAUUGUCACAAACGUCAAAAUUUUGGCUACACAAAUGAAUUUUUCCAAAAAAAAAUUACAAGUAGAACAAUCAUAAUAACCGACUAAAUCAUAAAUCUAGAGUUGAUUACGCAUGAACAAAUUCAAAAUAGGAAU
Molecule: messenger RNA, 1087 nt
Organism: Linum trigynum
Lineage: Eukaryota; Viridiplantae; Streptophyta; Magnoliopsida; Malpighiales; Linaceae
Source: the annotation of a GenBank genome assembly